GAUUCCUAUUAGCCGUGGCGGCUCGUCAGACCGUCACCGUGCGGCCGUGCCCUGUCGAACGCCGCCCCCUCCGCCGCCGUCUCCACGACGGGCGCCCCGCCUGGCCGCCUCGCACCUCCCCUUGCUCCCCAGUCCCACCCUCCGUCCUCACCACCGGCUGCCCCGCCUCCCGCCUCCACUACUGCCCCGGGUCCCGGCGGCUCGAUACCCCUCCCUUUGCUCUUGCUCGCCUGUCCCCAUCCCCCGUCCUCACCCUCGCUCGGCGGCGGCCCGCGGAGCGCCGGUGCCUGGCAACCUCCGGUGAGAACUCCGAGCAGUCUUGCCGUCUUGUCCAUUACAUCUGGAGAGCAGUGACACCUUGAAGACCUGAACGGCUGAACGAGCAGAGCAGCCGACAACGGCCUCCUCCGCUGCGCCCCGGCCCCGUGAUUCUUUCGCCACCAGCUGUGUGUUACUUACUGUGUGGCCUGUUGGUGCCUACUGCUGCCGCGGCGCCCCUCCUCUCGCUGAUCUGGCGUAGGAUCAAUGUCAACUAUUUCUGAUCAGAAGAAACGAACCUUAGAAGCUAUUCAACAACGGUAUGCAGCAGCUAAAGCUAAGAAGCUGCAAGAUGAACAGCCCAAGUGCCCGAAGAACAAAGAGAGUACCCCCAAGCCCAAGUUUGAUGCACGGAGGAAAGGAAAAACUCCUGAAUCCACUCCUCGAACUUCUGGCCAGCUGCCUACAUUUAGAGCUCAAGGAAACUCCAGUCAUCAACAAAAGCCUUCUGCCUCCUCAGGUAAACCUAUAUGUGUGUGUGCAUGUGACUUUGUCCUGAAAUUAACUGAUAGCUUUUUUGACCUUUUAGGUGGAGAAAUCAACCCUAUAUACUCUGAGAUUUCAUUUGCUCUUCAUGAAAAUUUGUCCCAAGAUGACUAUGCGAAUCCCGACAGCACAGACGUAGUUCAAAGUGUCAUAUAUGAUAUAAUUCAGAAAGGUGGAGAAGCCGGGAAAAUUUCCAAGGGAUCGAAAAAGUUAAAGUUGGAUAGAGGGAUUCUUUUGGAUAACUAUGUUCAAAAGGGUCCUAUAUUAGUGGAUGCACAAUCACGAUCUUUGUUGAUCCACUCGAAGCGAUCAAAAAGGCACAUGUCACUGAAGCAACAUAAGAAAUGUGGGUCAUUUGAUUUACAUGAUACAUUCCGCAGGUUUGACCUCUAUAAGCCAAUGCAUGAAAUGUGGAAAGACUAUAUGCGAGAGCUUACAAAAAGUACUCCGAAAAAGCAAUUGUCGGAAAACCUCCUUUCAGCAGAUCUUCAUGGGGCGCUUAUAAUAGUGGCACAAUGCAAAGCAGCCUCAUAUCAAGGUGUAAGUGGCAUCAUGAUUCGUGACACUGCAGAGACUUUUGGAAUUAUAUCAGAGGACAACCGCUUCCGAGUUGUGCCGAAAGCUGGGUCAGUUUUCGUCCUCCAAGCUGAUUGCUGGAAGGUUACACUAAUCGGCGACAAACUGUCGCCAAAGGAGAAGUUGAAGGAAAGCCAGCGUCUGCAGCGUGCGCAAUCACUGAUCAGAUAGAGUUUCGAGCCUGUUAGACUCUGUUUUCUGAUAAAUUUUGCCCAGAGGAACAACUACAGUUUUUCUUGCUUGGUUGUUGUUUCUGUUGAUUAACGUCAGUCUAACCCUUCAUUGCCUAGCACUUGGCAGUUCUUGUUGCUCCACAUUGUAAGCCUGUCACUCCACUCCUGGCAAAGACGCGACGCUGAGAAGUUCCUUAGUAAAUUCGAACACGCUUCUUGUGCAAGCUGCA
This is a messenger RNA of Triticum aestivum (bread wheat), 1783 nucleotides long. RefSeq lists its product as uncharacterized. The transcript is spliced from 8 exons. The record is from RefSeq and is a predicted model, not a curated record. Gene Ontology annotation, biological process: tRNA 5'-leader removal; rRNA processing. Bases 526 to 1551 code for a protein of 341 amino acids. Gene Ontology annotation, molecular function: ribonuclease P RNA binding. Lineage: Eukaryota; Viridiplantae; Streptophyta; Magnoliopsida; Poales; Poaceae. Gene Ontology annotation, cellular component: ribonuclease P complex; ribonuclease MRP complex.